Molecule: messenger RNA, 1029 nt
Organism: Lottia gigantea (owl limpet)
Lineage: Eukaryota; Metazoa; Mollusca; Gastropoda; Lottiidae
Exons: 7
Coding region: 193-681 (162 amino acids)
Source: RefSeq, a predicted model, not a curated record
AAAAGAGUUACGUCCCUUCCUACAGAGCUCUUCAGUGUUGGAGGAUCGACAUGGAAACCUAACAAUAUGGCUGCCAUUUCUCAUCAAUAAUGUAAACAUCGGAUUAAAAGUAACCUUGUGGCUCUAUUGGAUGAGUUGACGAAGUUUUGGUUGAUGAAACGGGGCACCACAAGAUAAAGGAAAGGUCAAAUAAUGGCGGAAACAGAAAUAAAGGGAAGGAAAAAAUACUCCUCAAGUGAAUGGAAGAAACUGACUCCACAAGAAAAAAGCCGCUAUUUAGCUUAUGAGGAACCAUCAAAAACUAUCCAAGAAACUCAGUUACAGUGCAAAAAAAGAUUGAUAGAAUUACGGAAAGAGCAAGAAUUAAAAAAUGCACCUCCUAAAGAAGAUGAAUUAAUGGAAAAAGAGAAACAUGCAAAAUUAAUAGGACAAUUAAAGGCAGCAGAAGCCAGAAAUAGAUUAAGAAUUAUGAGAUUAAGAUAUCAAGCCAACAGAGCUCAAGAAGUCAGCCAUUUGAUAGCCUGUCAACCCAGUGCUCUGAAAGCUGUUCGACUUCAAGCUCUCGUGCCACCAUAUCCUGAUACUAAAAGCAGGAAGAACAAGAUGGACAAGCUAGAUAUGGAAAGAGUUGAAAUUUUAUUGGAGGACACGAAAGGAUUAAUAACCAAUAGAAUCCAUUGACACUUUGUGAUCACAAGUAAUAGACAUGUUUCGCACAAAACAUUUCACAUCACUAUACUUUAAAAACGAGGAUAAAUUGCCUCAUUCGAUACUGUGAUAAAAAGUGUAUUUACUGAUCAUCUUCUCGGAUACUGAGGAAUCUUUUAUAGGAAUCGUUAAGAAUGUGUGUGUGAAUCUUUUUUUUGGACAGUGUUGAAUGAAAUAGAAACCAGAAUUAUGAACAGAAAUGGAAAAACCUGGUUUAAGAAUUUUAAGAAGAUUUUACCGUACAAUAUUGUAUACGAGAACCCCUUGGGAUAUUUUAUGUAUGCUAUAUAUAUUUACACUAAUAAAUUAUCAUAAAAAAUU